AUGGGCUGGUUCUCGUGGUCCUCCGACUCCUCCAAAGCCUCCGACGGCGGCCGCAUCGCCCCCGACAGAUCCUCGCGCGAACGAUGCUGGGAAGGCCGUGACCGGUUCUUUGCCUGCUUGGACCAAAAUAAUAUCCUCGACGCUGUUAAGGAUGACAAGGAGGCAAGGAGGAAAUGCGGGAAAGAAAUUGAGGAGUUUGAGGGGGCUUGUGCAAAGGCUUGGGUGAAAUACUUCAAGGAGAAGCGAGUGAUGGAGUAUAACCGGGACAAGACAAUUGAGCGGAUCAAAAAGGAAGAUGCUGAACGAGUGGCAGAUAUGAAAUCUCAAGGGCGCGCGACAUAA
Molecule: messenger RNA, 342 nt
Organism: Aspergillus chevalieri
Lineage: Eukaryota; Fungi; Ascomycota; Eurotiomycetes; Eurotiales; Aspergillaceae
Product: cytochrome c oxidase subunit 6B family protein
Exons: 2
Coding region: 1-342 (113 amino acids)
Biological process (GO): mitochondrial respiratory chain complex IV assembly
Cellular component (GO): mitochondrial intermembrane space; respiratory chain complex IV; mitochondrion
Source: RefSeq, a predicted model, not a curated record